Molecule: messenger RNA, 4099 nt
Organism: Chlorocebus sabaeus (green monkey)
Lineage: Eukaryota; Metazoa; Chordata; Mammalia; Primates; Cercopithecidae
Source: RefSeq, a predicted model, not a curated record
AGAUCUUGCCACUGUACUCCACCCUGGGCAACAAAGCAAGACCUUGUCUCAAAAAAAAAAUUUUUUUUUAAUUAAAUAAAUAAAAAGCAAAGGAAGAAUAGUGUUAUAAAAAUGAGGAUCAAAUUGAUUUUAUGGAAAUUAAGGGACUCAAAUUUGUCUUUCAUUUCUGUCAGUCUGGGCUUAAUGAUCAUAUUUCUCUGUGAUUUUAGUUUUUAUCAAUCUAAUCUUUCUUACCUUGGUGGGUUCUAAAUAUAAUUUCUUUCCCAUGUGUUUUUACCUCUUUCCACUAAAUAAACUCUUCUCCAGUUAGAACCACUUUGUUAUAUCUUCCCACAGUAUACUGUGUUUUCAUGACUUGGCAUUUCUGAAUCUUUUAAAACCAUUAAUCUUUCUCCACAGUUAUAAAACAUGCUAAAUAAUCAUGGAAUUUGAUUGUUGAAUUCAGCUUUUGUGACUCUACUCAGGCUCAAGUUGAUGAAGGAGUCCCUCUGAAGAUUUGCUUAUCUCAGUUCUGUAAAUGGAUUCAUAAGAUUCAGCAACAGAAGAACAUUAUUUUUGCUACUGGGGUUUCAGAGCCUUCUACUUCUGAAGUAAAAUUAUGUGCAUUUGUUACUUGGUCAGAGUCUUCAUCAGCUCAACAUCCUUUGCUUUUAUGCUUUGACACUUAAAAGAAAAAAAAAUGAGCCAUUUAAAGUAGGUUUUUUGUAUGACUGUGUUAGAGCAUUGCUGUUAAUAGUCAUUGAUAGCAAUACUGUGUUAUUGAUAGCAUAGCAUUGAUAGUCAUAUUUGGUUUUCAGUUACUACAAAAUGUUUUGUUUCUCAAUAACAUUAAUAUUUUCCUGGAAUAUAGAAAAUGUAGUCCUUGUAAUUUAACAUCUUUUCUUUCUGAAAUAAGGUUUUACUGGGUGUUUAAGAAAUCAUUUUGAAAUUUAGUCAUCAAUCCUAACUUGUUAAUAGUAAGUUAUAUAAAGUGAAUAAUUUUUAGAUAUUAGCAGAGCAAUGAAAUCUUACUGUUCUAUUUUAUAUGAUCUUACAGCAUUCUAUUUGUAAAUGGUGGCAGCAUAGGUAAAAAAUGCUGGCAUCGUUGACUUUGUUCUAUUUUAAUGUACCUAAUGCAGACUGGGACUUGGGGGUUUGCCUGGAGUAUGAGUGUAAAAGAAAACAGCUGUUAAAACCUGUGUUUUUAAAUUCUUGGAUUGAUCUCAGAGCAACUUACAAGCUUUUCUAUAGGAGAAAACCAAAAGGACUAAGUGGUGCCUUGCAGGAAGUAGGAAUAGAAUUCUCAGGACGAGAACAUUCUGGGUUGGACGAUUCUCGGAAUACUGCCCUUCUUGCUUGGAAAAUGAUCAGAGAUGGUUGUGUCAUGAAAAUUACAAGAUCAUUGAACAAGGUUCCCACUAAGAAGAAUUCCAGCAUUCUGGCCAGAAAUUUGAAUAUAAAUCAAGUUGAAGAAAUGUCUGCCUGUACCAUUAGCAUCCAGGGUCCCAGCAUAUAUAAUAAUGAGCCUAAAAAUACAAUAAAUCCUCAUGAAAAAGUUCAAAUGAAGUCAAUUUGUGCAAAUUCUCCUAUAAAGGCACAACAGGAUCAAUUACAAGUAAAGAACAAUGUAAAAGCAAGUCUUCACAAUGUCAAAAGUUGCUUAUCUGUUUUUAAUACUAAGUCCUCUACUUCUCUGGGGCAGUUGCAGUCUCCUACCUUGAAUUCACCUAUCUAUAUGCAAAAGCAAGGAAAAAAUGAACAUAUUGCAUUUAAUACCAAAUCUAAGUCUUCAACAGUUGGUUCAGAAUUGGUACUUGUUUCUACCACCAUUCCAACUGUUCAUCAUGUUUCUGAUUUGGAAAUGAGCUCUACUCUGGACUGUUUACCUAUGUUGGCUGAUUGGGAGGAUGUGGUUUUACUGCCAGCGUCUCAGCCUGAGAAAAACAUAGACUGUACAGUUCCCAUUAGUGACUCAGACUUAGAGAUUUCAUUUAAUUCUGGAGAAGGAUUAAUAGUUUUGAAAGAAUUAGAAAUGCCAAGUCAUGAAAACUUUGGAGACAUAGAGGAAACUCCUAAAAAAUCUGAGACUUCUAACUCUAUUGUGUACAAGAGUCCCCACACUACUAUUUAUAAUGUAAAAGAAGCCAAAGAUCCAGGUUCAGAUAUUUCUGCCUUUAAGUUACCUGAACACAAAUCAGGUACCUUCAACAGAGUUAAUGCCAAUAUGUCUCAUCCUUUAGUUUUGGGGAAACAUUCUGUUCUUUUAGGUGGUACCAAAAGGAAUCCAUGCAGUCCCCAAGCUUUCCCACCAGCAAAAAAACAACCCUUCACUAUUCAUAAAGAAAAGCCUACAUCAUCUGAUUGCUCCCCAGUAAGAAGUUCUUCCUGGAAGCGUCUCCCAUCUAUAUUGACUUCUACAGUUAACCUACAAGAGCCUUGGAAGAGUGGGAAAAUGACACCUCCCUUAUGCAAGUGUGGUCGAAGAUCUAAGAGACUUGUUGUUUCUAAUAAUGGACCAAACCACGGGAAAGUCUUCUAUUGUUGCCCUAUUGGGAAAUACCAAGAAAACAGAAAAUGUUGUGGUUAUUUCAAAUGGGAACAAACACUUCAAAAGGAAAGAGCCAACAGCAUGGUUCCAUCUCAUUCCACAGGGGGAGUCACAUUUAAUUCACCAGAAACGAGCCAUAUUUGUGACAGAAAUUUAAAUAUUUCCACCAAAAAUUCUUUGAGACUCAGGCCUUCAAUGAGGAAUUGAUAACCUUUCAUGUAUGAAUCCUAAUUGUUCCUUGAAUUUCCAAACAUGAGUAUUCUGAUAACAUCUUACACUAUUUUAUUUUUAUUUUAUAUAUUAAUGUUUACUGAAUUUAUCAUACUUUCUUCAGGAACCACAAAUGUAAUCUUUUGUAAACAGUAUUUAUUACAUAUAAUAAGCAACAAUAGUAUAUGAUCCUUCUUUUAUAGUUAGACCUUGAAACAAGUCUUAAACUAUUUUUAAAUUAUUUGCAAAAAAUGUGACUAAUAAAAAUCCCUAGUCUAUUUUCAGGUAGAUUCUUGUACUUUGAGAAUUAUCAUAAUCUUCUGAUAUUUUAUAUUUUUCUAAACACUUUUAUAAGUUCUUUAGUUUUAUUUCACGGCUUGAAUAUUGGUUCUGAUUUGUAUAUCAACAUAUCAGAAUAAUUAGUCAACUAAAGUUUGAAAACCUAUGUAGCAGAGAUUUGGUUCAGAAACUGCUUCUAUACUAUACAUUUAAAAAUCAGCAAUUGAUGACAUUUUUAUAUUAAGAAAUGAUAGGAACAUUGACACUAAUGUAGAGGAAUUUGCCAAAUAUUUUAUUUCAAAAUUUAGCCUCUGAUAUCAUAACCACAAGAUAUUUUAAAUCAACAGUUUCUAAGCAUACUACCACAGUUUUUAUCACGUCUCCAUCAUCCUGUGGUUUCUAGAGAUUGACAGAUACUAUGUUUGUUUUAUAGAUAUGGUAAUUAAUGAAACAAAUUUAAAUUGUCUUCCAUUCUUUCUUCCUCAGUUCAUUUCUUUUUGUUUUCCCACUGAUAGUCUUUGGCAGCUCUUGAAUAAAUUCUACCUGUUGGCAUCAAGAGGAAGAAAAUUAGCCUGGAAAUUUUUAUAUUUACAUAAAGCCAAUUAUAUAGCAGUUUGAUUAUGAAUUCUAGGUGGAAGAAUUAGAAUAGUCUUUGGAAUGGGUUUUGGGUAACAACCAAAAUAGGGAAAAGGGUAUUGUUAGGAAACUUGUCUUGAUAUUAAGUAUUUACUGCAAGUCCAGUAAGCCAAAGGAUCAAACAAAAUAGGUUCAGGGUUUCAUUUUAAUCUCAAAGAUUCUGAUUCUUACCCAUAUGUCAUCAGUUCAGUUUGGGACAUGUGGUGUAGCAUGUGUGAAGAAAAUAUUCAUUAAAAUGUAAAAAUAAACAGUUGAAAUUUUCCAUAACACUGAGCAAAUAUUUGUUAUAAUUAGGAUGCCUACCUUUCUGGGAUAUUUGUAAGGUGCUGUAGUUUUUUUAACAUGCUCCUGAAUCUCCUUUAUUAGUUGUUCUUGAUCAUGUGACUUGUAAUCAGGAUUUAGAACAAUAAAAGCCUUUACUACCUAAAAUAAAUAUUUGAAACACCA